Nicotiana attenuata is the source of this 1437-nucleotide messenger RNA. RefSeq lists its product as uncharacterized. Lineage: Eukaryota; Viridiplantae; Streptophyta; Magnoliopsida; Solanales; Solanaceae. The coding region runs from base 1 to 1437 and encodes 478 amino acids. The transcript is spliced from 3 exons. The record is from RefSeq and is a predicted model, not a curated record.
AUGGCUAACAAUGAUGAAAUUGAGUUGCCUCCGCCUCAGGGUCCCUCUGAGGGAACUUCCACCAUACCCCAGGCUACUCAACCACCGCUCCCUGCAAUGAGCGAUCACAUUCUACCACCAGGGUAUGUGCCCAACUACAGCUUCCAUACCGUCCCUGGUAUCUCUAAUGCGCAGCCUUCUGCCACAUCGGUUAGGAACACACCUCUCAUCGUUUCUGGUCUGCCUGUGUAUACAAUCCCCCCACCAAAUCUUGUGACGAGGCCAAACAUCGAGUCGCUAUCUCAUGUUUAUGAUGGCGAAUACUACUCUCCAGACAUGUCUUUUAAGGGUUCGGCUCCACACAGUCAGACCCCACAGUAUGUGUUACCUGCAGAAAAUAAAAAGGCUAUAAAGACAGUAGAGCGAGACGAGAUGGUACUGCAACCAGCUGAGGGGGCAGGAGGAAAAGAAAAGUUGUUGAUGGCUUAUUUUGGGGAGAGUUUGGUAGGGGUAGCCUCUGAAUGGUUCAUUGACCAAGAUAUCUCUCACUGGCAUGUUUGGGACGACACGGCCCAUACUUUCGUCAAACAAUUUCAGUAUAACAUUGAUAUUGCGCCAGAUCACAAUUCCCUAUCCAAUAUCAAGAAAAAACCGACUGAAAGCUUCAGGGAGUAUGCCGUUAUAUGGAGAGAGCAAGCAUCCAGAGUUAAACCACCCAUGGAUGACCACGAGUUAAUCACUAUCUUCCUUCAGGCUCAGGGUCCUGAUUAUUUUCAAAAUAUGAUGGCUGCAAUGGGCAGACCUUUUGCUGAUGCAAUAAAGAUAGGAGAAAUGGUCGAGAACGGCCUCAAUACUGGCCGAAUUAUAAGUCAAGCGGCUCUCAAAGCAGCCACCAAAGAAAUACAGAAUAGGCCGAAUAGCUGUGUUAACCAAAAGAAGAAAGAUGAGGAGGCCAUGAUGGCAUCACGGGCAAAAAGAGGCCAAAAAGGAACAUCCCAACCCUCGAAUCCACGAUACUCAGUUGCUCCACAGUAUGCAACUCAGUCUUUUGCCAAACCAUCCAAUUGCCAACAUAUGCAGGCCCCAACUCUAACAUACCUUCAUCCACGACAUCAGAACUUUCAAUCACUCUACAACGCUCGUCCAAAACAAGAGUGUGAAUGGGAACAUAAGCGGAGGGACAAUUUCAUGCCAAUCGUAGAAUCCUACACAAGUUUGUUUGAAAGGUUGAAACGUUGUGGCAUGAUUGAGCCGCUUCAAGGGUAUGUUCCUGAUCCAUAUGCAAAAGGUUUUGACCCUGCUGUACGGUGCAUGUACCAUUCUAAUGUCCAGGGAUAUAGCAUUGAGGGUUGUCGGGCUCUGAAAAGGGAAAUAGAAAAGAUUAUUCAAGAAGGAAUGAUCGUGGUCCAAGAUAAUGGCACCCUAAACGUCAUGACCAAGCACGCAUUGUUCGGAUGA